GCAGCGCGGGGCGCUGGGGACUUCGGGAUCGGGCGCCGCGAGCCGACGGAGCGGGCCGGGGGCGUCCGCGGGCGGAGCGGGAGCUCGCGGCAGGGGCCGCAGCGCGCCGGCGCCCUGGAGCACGCAGAAAUGGAGCAAGAGCCACAAAAUGAGGAGCCUGCUGAAAUUAAAACCAUCAAGGAAGCAUACAAGAAGGCCUUCGUAUUUGUUAAUAAAGGACUGAAUACAGAUGAAUUAGGCCAGAAGGAAGAAGCAAAAAACUACUACAAGCAAGGAAUAGGACACCUGCUCAGAGGAAUCAGUGUUUCCUCGGCAGAGCCCGAACACACAGGCCCUGAGUGGGAGUCUGCUAGACAGAUGCAGCAGAAAAUGAAAGAAACACUCCAGAACGUACGUGCCAGGUUGGAAAUUCUAGAGAAGGGUCUUGCCACUUCUCUGCGGAACGAUCUUCAGGAGGUGCCCAAGUUAUAUCCAGAGUUUCCACCGAAAGACGUACCAGAAAAGUCGCCAGAUCCGGAGUCCUUUACUUCAUCUUCACAACACACAGGGGUAAAUGGAGGCACUUCAAAUCCAGGGCCAGUUCUUGCACCCAGUUCCCUGCCCUUGCCGUCUCAGAAUCAAGGUCAUCCAGCAGAGGCACCUCCUGCCUAUACUCCGCAGGCUGCCGAGGGUCACUACACAGUAUCCUAUGGAACGGAGUCUGGGGAAGUUUCUUCAGUUGGAGAAGACUUUUAUAGGAAUCAUUCUCAGCCCCCACCUCUCGAGUCCCUGGGGCUAGAUGCAGAUGAGUUGAUUUUGAUACCAAAUGGAGUACAGAUAUUUUUUGUAAAUCCUGCAGGAGAAGUUAGUGCACCGUCAUAUCCUGGAUACCUUCGAAUUGUCAGGUUCUUGGAUAAUUCUCUUGAUACGGUUCUGAAUCGUCCUCCUGGAUUUCUUCAGGUUUGUGACUGGCUGUACCCCCUCGUUCCUGAUAGAUCUCCAGUUCUUAAAUGUACUGUAGGCGCCUACAUGUUUCCUGACACAAUGUUACAAGCAGCGGGCUGUUUUGUGGGGGUUGUAUUGUCUUCUGAAUUACCUGAAGAUGAACGAGAACUCUUCGAGGAUCUUUUACGACAAAUGUCUGACCUUCGACUCCAGACCAACUGGAAUUGGGCAGAAGGAGAAAAUGAAUUCCAAAUACCUGGAAGAUCAACACGUUCCACUAACCAAGUGAAGGAACCCAGUGACACUGAUGUGAGACAGUUGGGUCCUGCGUCAGAUCAAAGCAAUAAGGAUGCACGUAAAGGGAAACGUGGAAAAAAGACUAAAGGUACUUCAAAUGAAGAAAUUAAUCUAAGCCACAUUGUACCCUAUGAACCCGUUUCAGAAGAAAGAGCAAAAGAAUUGCCUGAAUGGAGUGAAAAAGUGGCUCAAAACAUUUUGUCAGGUGCUUCCUGGGUAAGUUGGGGUUUAGUCAAAGGCGCUGAGUUUACUGGCAAAGCAAUCCAGAAAGGUGCUUCUAAACUCCGAGAACGGAUUCAACCAGAAGAAAAACCUGUGGAAGUUAGUCCAGCUGUGACCAAGGGACUUCACAUAGCUAAGCAGGCUACGGGAGGCGCAGCGAAAGUCAGUCAGUUCCUGGUUGAUGGAGUUUGCUCUGUAGCAAAUUGUGUUGGAAAGGAAUUAGCCCCACAUGUCAAGAAGCACGGAAGCAAGCUUGUUCCAGAAUCUCUUAAAAAAGACAAAACUGGGAAGUCUGCUCUGGAUGGCGCUAUGGUUGUGGCUGCAAGUAGUGUUCAAGGAUUUUCAACUGUCUGGCAAGGAUUGGAAUGUGCAGCUAAAUGCAUUGUGAACAAUGUUUCAGCAGAAACUGUACAAACUGUCAGAUACAAAUACGGACAUACUGCAGGAGAAGCUACACACGAUGCUGUAGAUUCUGCCAUCAAUGUUGGUUUGACUGCCUAUAAUAUUGAAAACAUUGGUAUCAAAGCCAUGGUGAAGAAAACUGCAAAACAGACAGGACACACAAUCCUUGAGGACUAUAAGAUAGUUGACAGUUCGAAGAAGGGGAAUCAAGCAGAAGCAGGUCUCACCAGGAUAGAAGAGAAAGAUGAAAAGAAAGAGAAUCCAGAAGAGGAAGAGACAAAGAAGAAAGAGAAGUGAUUGUUGUGUUCUGAAUUACCUAUACCAAAGCCUUACAAAAGAUGAAUGCAAUUCUGUUAAAUAGGCAAAUGUGGAAUUUCUCACAGAGUGUUGUUACAGUGUUGUUAAAUACAUUCAUUACUACAGAGUGACUAUUUCAUAAACAUCAUGGCUUGUAGUCUACUUACUAGGACAAGAAUUCAUAUUCUUGCAACUGACCUUAGGAGAUUGUGGUUAUAUUCUCCAUAAAUUCAUUUUUUUUUCCUAAAUGUGACUAAAAUGUCGUUGCAUUUAAAACAAGACUCAUACUACAUAUACUGUAAACCUCAUUAAACCUAAUGUUAAAAUUAUUUUUGUCUUUUCUGUCCCUCAGAAAGUAGGAAAGUACUUUUCAGGAAGUAGUAAGGUAGGAAAUUACAUAUUUACACUGUUUGUCUUUUAUUGAUCUUAGAUCAAUUUGUAUGAGAAAGGAAUGAUGUAAAAUAUUACCUUGUCCUUUUGCACUAAUUGUAGAUGUUUGAAAAAGUGCCUGUCAAAAUUUCCAUUGUGUAUAAGCUAACAAACACUAAACCUAAAUAAAAAUUCUCAGUACUUAAAAGACUUCUUCAAAGCAGGGAAUUGACUAAUCAUGAAAAACAAAAUUAGGUUCCUUAAAAUUAUUUGAUAAUUUACCUUUAUUAUGAAAGGGGUUGGUUUUGUAUUUAAAGGGAUACUUUUUUCAUCUUCUGGAUAUAGAUGGAUGUUGGCUUAUUUAAAUGAGUAGGAAAUUUGGGGAUAUUCUGUUAAGGUUCAAAGUGAUUAUCUGUGUAAUUGACCAAAAAAUUUACAUAAGGAUUCAUUUUACCAUAUCCCUAUAUUUUUUCCCCAGAUGGCUAAAAUUUUAUAAAAACUAAAAAACAAUUGAAUUUAUGGAUGGUAAAUAUAUUUUAGGAUUCUGUCAUUAGGAUUUUAUAUGCUACAAAGUGACCUUAGGUUUAAUUCAUUGUAAGCAAGCCUAAAAGAUAGAAAAGAUUAUAUUCACUGACCUAUAAGCUAGAAAUAUAUAAACAAAUACAUGACAUUUUAUUUUUGUUUCCUGAUUUUUUAAAGAAUUGAUAAUUAGUUUUCAUAAUUAUGAUCAGUUUUAUUUCUGAACCUCUACUGGCUACUUAAUUGAUUAGACUUUAUCUGAAACUACAUAAAGAAUGUGUAUGUGAAUAAGCUACAUUACUUUUCCUCAAAUGUAUUCAUGAGCUUGUAUUUCAGGAACACAGAAUUUGUGGAGCCGCCUUCUAAAUCCAAAGAUAAUGUACCAGUAUUAUAAUGAAAAUAAAAAAGUCAUUUGGUAAA
Sorex fumeus (smoky shrew) is the source of this 3450-nucleotide messenger RNA. It is a transcript of the gene SPART, whose product is annotated as spartin. The coding region runs from base 130 to 2142 and encodes 670 amino acids. The transcript has 9 exons. The record is from RefSeq and is a predicted model, not a curated record. Gene Ontology annotation, biological process: cell division; negative regulation of BMP signaling pathway. NCBI's taxonomy places the organism in Eukaryota, Metazoa, Chordata, Mammalia, Eulipotyphla, Soricidae. Gene Ontology annotation, cellular component: plasma membrane.